CUCACAAUUAAAAAACAUGAAUUUGUUCACAACUUACUCCAAUUAUCUCCUCUAUGGCCUAUGGGGUAUUUUUUUUCCACUUCAAUUUCCUCUUCUUAUAUUGAGGUUUUUUUUGGAACUUUCCCUCUCAUUAUUUCUUUUCCUUCAUCAAAAUUUCUAUGUUUCCAAACAGUCUUCACUUUCCUCGACACAAAACAAGAAAAAAAAAAUGGAGUAUUGGUCAACAAUGGCUUCUCUAUUAGGCCUCAUAGCGUUUCUUCAAUCUCUCUUCCCUCCAAUCCUCACCUUCUCCACUGCCAUUUUCUCUUCCUUCUCUUCCUACAUCUACUUCGACAUUCCAGACAUCGACGGCUUCAACACUAACGAACUCUACACCGCCGUCCAACUCUACCUAACCUCCUCCCUCUCCGCCGCCUCCGCCAACCCCACCACUCGCCUCAGCCUUACCCGACCACUCAAUUCCACCGCCCUCACUUUCACCCUUCAAAACAACGCCUCCAUCUCCGACGAAUUCAACGGCGUCUCCCUCCAAUGGCACCACAUUGUCACACCAAGACAAUUACACAACACAUUCCCCUGGCGAAUAUUUCCAGAACACAAAAGAAAAUUCACACUCAAAUUCAAAAAACAACACAAAUCCUUAAUUCUCAACUCCUAUUUCGAUCACAUUCUCGAAAAAGCUAACGAACUUCGUCGCAGAAAUCAAGAUCGGUACCUUUUUACGAAUCCUCGUGGUGGCGGCGAUUCGUUAAGAGGUUGUAAUAAUCCAUGGGUGGCAGUUCCAUUCAAGCAUCCAAGCACAUUCGAAACACUUGCUAUUGAUCCAAUCAAGAAACAAGAAAUUAUGGAAGAUCUUCAAGAUUUUGCUAAAAACGGGAAAUUGUUUUACCAACGAACAGGACGUGCUUGGAACAGAGGUUACCUUUUGUACGGACCACCAGGAACGGGGAAAUCAAGUCUAAUUGCAGCGAUGGCGAAUUUUCUCGGCUUCGACAUGUAUGAUCUUGAAUUAACAGAAGUUCAGAACAAUUCAGAGCUUAAAACACUUCUAAUGAAGACGACGGCGAAAUCGAUUGUUGUAAUCGAAGAUAUUGACUGUUCACUCAAUCUCUCGAAUCGGAAGAACUCGAGGAAUGAUUCAAUUACGCUUUCUGGUUUGUUGAAUUUCAUAGAUGGAUUGUGGUCAUGUUGUGGAAGUGAGAAGAUCUUCGUGUUUACGACGAAUCAUAUCGAGAAGCUGGAUCCGGCACUGGUGAGGAGUGGGAGAAUGGAUAUGCAUAUUUUCAUGAGUUUUUGUUCAUUCGCAGCGUUGAAGAUUCUUCUGAGAAAUUAUUUAGAUUGGGAUGAAGAAGAAGAAGAUUGGGAUGGCAGUGUUUUGAAGGAAAUGGAACAGAGUAUUGAGAAAGCAGAGAUGAGUGCUGCUGAUAUUUGUGAGAUUUUGAUUAAGAACAGGAGGGAGAAGGGAAGAGCAAUGAGAAGGGUUUUGGAAGCUUUGAAAAUGAGGGGGAAGAAGAAGGUAGCCAUUAAUGGAGCUUCAAGGAAGGAAGAUCAAAAUGAAGAAUGUGAAAAGAAAGGAUUGAAGGAUACUCUUAAACUUUAGCUUAAUGAGAAUAUUUGUGAGUGAUUAGAGAUUCUAAAUUGUUUUUUUUUUUUUUUUUCCUUCUUUAGGUUUUCUAGUGAUUUGUUGUAUUGGUGGUUGGAGUGAUUUUUUUUUUAGUGUGGUUUUGUAAGGUUUGGUACUUAAGUUUGAGUUAAUGUGUUAGUUAUUAGAAACAUGGGGAAAUGGCACCAAUCACCUCUUUUUUUAAGGUCCAAAAUAGAUGUAGCUUUUAAAAAGAAAUAUUUCUUUUUAACUCAUUCUUCUCGUUCUACAUUCAAGUCGUCAUGGCCAAGGAGGGAGAAUAAAUCUGCAAUUUUUUUCCUCUUCCUUCUUUGUUUUGCAAUUUUUCAUUUUUUUUUUCUGAAUCAAUGAGCGAGAAGAAGAAGUAAAAGUGAGACCAAAAAGCGAAAGGAGGAAGCAAGAGCGAAAUCGAGGAGCACAAGGAAGAAACGAAAAAAAGAAUCUGAACAAAGAAAAAAUCGACAAAAAAUUUGCAAUCGUGGCUGAUGAAGAACAAGAGAUAAAUGGGAAAAAGGAGCAAGAAGCAAGAGGAAGGAGCAAGACUAAAGAGAUAGAGGAAGAAGUGAGAGCGAGACUAGAGAGCACAAGGAAGAGGUGAGAGGAAGAACUCGAACAAAGGAAAAAAUCGAAUAAAAAAUUGCAGUUGUAUCUAAUAAGGAACGAGAGGAAGAAGCGAGAGAAAAGAGUGAGAAACAAGAAGAAGAAGCAAGAGUCAAGUUCUUGCGCGCGUUUUGGGGUCAAAUGAGUACUUUCACAUGUGACUGACGUCAGCAUAAGGUCAUUUUUCAUUCGUUUUUUAACAUUAGGCCAAUUUCAAUUGGAUCCCUAAAAAUAGGUCAUCGGUUCAAAUUUUCCAAACAUUCUUCAACUCAAUCCAUUGACAAAAAAUGAUCAGUAAAUAAAUAAAUGUACAUAUGCAUCCAUCUUUUGCAACAUAUAACAAGUCUCCAACAUGUAAUAGAAAAAAUUCAAAACUUUUUUAGAAAGAAAAUCUGUCAUGUGACAAAUCUAGUUCGACAAUUCCCUGAGUUGCAAAAAGAUGGGGCAACUGAAAGAUGCAUGAGCUUGACAAAAUGUUAGACAAAUUUUUUUUAUUCAACAAUAUCUAGGGUGGAAGAAUUCAAACUUUUCCUUAAGGAUAUAGAUUUAUUUAUUACGAUGAAUAAUAUUAUCCCAUUUUAUAUGACUGAAAAAAAUAUAUAUAAAUUUUGAUAUCGACAUCAAUAUCGAUAUGUCAAUCUUAAUAUAUACUCUCUGAGAUCUACUCAAACAUGAAAAGAAACGAAUACACAGUUUUUUGUAAGAAAAAUGAAAAUUUUGAUACACGUGGAGAUGAUCGACGGAAUUGUUCAUUAGAGGUAGCCCUCGUCGGAGUUGAUCACUAAAGGUGGUCUUCAUCAGAAUUUUCGUUGGAGAUGGUCUUUAUCAUAAUUGUUGUUAGUGGUGGUCUUCUCCAAAAUUAUUGGUCAAAGUUAGUCCUUUGAGGUGAUCAUCGCAGUCGACUAUCAUAGGAGGUCCGCUAAAGUUAAUCAUUAGAGGUGGUCUUCGCUAGAAUUUUCAUCAGAAUCCAAAUUAAUCGAUGAAGAUGAUUGACGAAGUUGGUGGUUGGAGUUGGUUACCUAAAGUGAUUGUCAAAGUUGGGUGCCAAAGAUGUUCCUCGUCCGAGUUGAUCAUUGGAGGUAGUCUUCGCUAAAUUUUUUGUUGAAGGUAGUCUUCAUCAGAGUUGUCAUCGAACUUGAUCGUCAAACUUGACUAUGUGAAGGUGGUCGCCAAAGUAUGUUCCCAAAAUGAGGCAGUGUAGUUCUCGGUAGGUGGAGCUAUGGAAAUAUUUGAGGGAAGAAGAGUUUAGUUUUUUCAAUUGAUUUUAGUUGGUUAUUUUAACCAACUCAACUCUAUCAACAUUUCAAGUUAGUGGGUCAAACAUUGAGUUGGUAAUUUUUACCAACACAACUCAACUCAUGUUGGUGAGCUAAACACUUCAUACUAGUUGGGAAAUAUCAAAAGUAAAUUUGAAAAAAAGUUUGGUACAAAAUUUGGAUUAUAUUUUAUGUUUUCCAAUUCUUGAGUUCAACAAAUAUACGUAUGUUCGAUGAGUUUUUAAAGUUUUUUUCCUAUCCUAUGAUCCAACUAGUGAGAAUUUUGAAAACAUUUUUAUGUUUUCAUUCCAUCUAGAUUUAUUAUUUGAAAAUUUAUAUUGAAAAAGAAAAAACAUAAUGACUUUAAUAAUUAUAGUAUUUGCAUGUUACAUAAUUAAAUAUGUAUAUACAACAUAUUAUAAAUUAUACGAUCCUGUAAAACAAUACUUAUACAAAAU
Molecule: messenger RNA, 3935 nt
Organism: Benincasa hispida (wax gourd)
Lineage: Eukaryota; Viridiplantae; Streptophyta; Magnoliopsida; Cucurbitales; Cucurbitaceae
Source: RefSeq, a predicted model, not a curated record